AUGUCAAGCGAGCAGCUGUUUGGACAACCGUUUGUGUUCUGCCACGUGUGCCACCAGCGGUCAUCGCCGCAGGAUCCGCUCAGUUUGACGUCGUGUGCGCACACGCUCUGCUCGAAGCACCUGACGUCGAACCGUCGGUGCCCUGUGUGUUGCACGAAUGAUGUGUCAGUGAUCAAGUUAGUGGACAAGAGGACGCUGCCCCGGGACGUCGGGUUGUUCUUUGAGCCCGUUUCUGAUAUUCUAGAGACGGUGUGCAGUGUUUCACAAUUCCAAACGAACGGGCUGCUGAGCCAAGUGCAGUACUACCAAUCGCACUGUGUAAAACUGAGGGAGAAAGUGGCCCGCCAGCAGCAAUUGCUGCACCAGGCGAAGCAGGAACUCGAUGCGAUCCCCAAGUUGAAGCAGAGGGUGAGGGAACUGGAAUCACAGCGGCAAGAGGCCCCCACAAACAACUUCUUCUACAAGAAGGGCGCCCGAGCUACAGAUAGUGCAUCACGAGGGGCCGGUUUCCAACCACCACCGACAGUGGAUCUCACUUUGGACUACAUGGACGAUGAGGAACAGUUUGUCACCAAACUGCGGAAGAACUCGACCCUGCGGAACAAGAACCCGGGGAGCAGUUCUCAAACACCCCCGCACAGGGAUUUACGGAGACGAAUGAACAACACGGUUUCGCAUAGCUCGACAGAUUCGUCAAUCAUGGCCGAAUCGACACAUCUGAACAAAUUCCCCUUCCAAGGUACACCGACGAAGGCCCCUACUACUACUACUGUUACUACGACGACUGCUGCUACGGCGGGCACAGGGUUGGUGCUCACCCCGAACAGCGUCUCCAGUGGUGUUCGCAGGCGCGGGACGCCCCAGACGGACAACACAGACAGCAGACCCACAAAGAUGCAGUUCCCGACACCGCUGGAAAAAUUACGUAUAGCAAGGAGGAACAGUACGACAGACGGGUUUCCUGCGAAGAGGGCCCACACGCAGACCAUGUUGACAGGCCAUAGUCACAACCCGCUGGAGAAAGUCACAUCCUCCGCAACGCCGCACCGCCAGAUCCUCAUGUCAUCGGGCAGAAGCAAGACUGCGAACAAAUUCAAAAGGAUACGGUGA
This is a messenger RNA of Huiozyma naganishii CBS 8797, 1110 nucleotides long. It is a transcript of the gene CST9, whose product is annotated as SUMO ligase CST9. Gene Ontology annotation, biological process: reciprocal meiotic recombination; homologous chromosome pairing at meiosis; protein sumoylation. The record is from RefSeq and is a predicted model, not a curated record. Gene Ontology annotation, cellular component: synaptonemal complex. NCBI's taxonomy places the organism in Eukaryota, Fungi, Ascomycota, Saccharomycetes, Saccharomycetales, Saccharomycetaceae. Bases 1 to 1110 code for a protein of 369 amino acids. The transcript has a single exon. Gene Ontology annotation, molecular function: SUMO transferase activity.